AUGGCGGACGCGGCGCCGCCGGGGCUGCCGGUGGCGGCGGACAGGGACAGGGACAAGGACGACCGCCGCCGCUGGGCGGCCCGCUGCAGCUUCGCCGUCCUCGGCAUCAUGAGCACCCUCCUCGUCUACGGCGUCCUCCAGGAGAAGAUCAUGAGGGUUCCGUAUGGAGUGGAGAAGGAGUUCUUCAGAUACUCGCUUUUCCUUGUUUUCUGUAACCGCAUCGCCACAUCCAUGGUGUCUGCGAUGGUGUUACUGGCAAGUAAGAAAUCCUUGGACCCUGUGGCUCCGCUACACAAAUAUGGUGUGGUCUCCAUAUCAAAUAUACUGACCACUACCUGCCAGUAUGAGGCCCUCAAGUAUGUCAGCUUCCCUGUCCAAACACUUGCCAAAUGUGCCAAGAUGAUACCUGUCAUGAUCUGGGGCACAAUAAUAAUGAGAAAGAAGUAUGGCGGAAAAGAUUACUUCUUUGCUGUCAUCGUGACUCUGGGUUGCGCAUUGUUCAUUCUAUAUCCGGCGUCGAUGGAUGUGAGUCCAUUUAAUAAAGGCAGAGAAAGCACUAUUUGGGGUGUUUCACUCAUGCUCGGUUAUCUUGGUUUUGAUGGGUUCACAAGCACGUUCCAAGAUAAACUCUUCAAAGGGUAUGACAUGGAAAUACACAACCAAAUAUUCUACACAACGGUGUGCUCUUGUCUUCUUAGUUUAAGUGGGCUGAUUCUCCAGAAUCAUCUGAUUCCAGCUGUGGAUUUUAUGUUUCGUCACCCAGAUUGCUUCUCUGAUGUUCUAAUCCUGUCCAGUGUUGCAACAGUUAGUCAGUUCUUCAUAUCCUACACCAUUCGAACAUUUGGGGCUCUCACAUUUGCUACCAUCAUGACAACUAGACAGCUGGUGAGCAUAUUGCUGUCCUGCAUCUGGUUUGUACAUCCUCUCAGCUGGAUGCAGUGGGUUGGCGCAGCCAUUGUAUUCGGAGCCCUAUACACAAAGAGCUUCUUGAGGAGUAAACCGCAGAAGCCAGCGGUGGCAAGCCCGCCACGUGGUUCUAGCCCGAAUCCUGCUAACAAUAGUUGA
Miscanthus lutarioriparius is the source of this 1065-nucleotide messenger RNA. The record is from the annotation of a GenBank genome assembly. Lineage: Eukaryota; Viridiplantae; Streptophyta; Magnoliopsida; Poales; Poaceae.